This is a messenger RNA of Trachymyrmex cornetzi, 639 nucleotides long. RefSeq lists its product as uncharacterized. The transcript has 4 exons. Bases 1 to 639 code for a protein of 212 amino acids. The record is from RefSeq and is a predicted model, not a curated record. NCBI's taxonomy places the organism in Eukaryota, Metazoa, Arthropoda, Insecta, Hymenoptera, Formicidae.
AUGUGUCGAGCAUGUACCAGUGGCGAAUUUGACGUGACAAACGAAGAACGUGAAAAACCACCGAAAAAGUUUGAAAACGGCGAAUUUGAAGCAUUGUUGGAUGAGGAUGACGCUCAAACUGAACAACAACUUGCGGAUCAAUUGAAUGACAAUAGUAACAUUAUUUUCACCAAAGCCGACAAAGGUAACCUAACGGUAGCACUAGACAAAAACAUAUACCUUGAAAAAGUUAAAACAAUGCUUGAUAACAAAGACACGUACAUGAAAAUUCCCAAGGAUCCUACAAGUAAAAUUAACAAUAACUUGAGGCAACUGUUGGCAGGAUGGAAAAAACAAAAUUACAUCUCGGAAUUAACCUACAAACAACUCUAUUGUAGCGACGGUAACAUUCCUAGGGCUUAUGCGUUACCAAAAAUUCACAAAUUAAAUUGCCCAUUCAGAAUCAUCAUAUCCUCUUUGGAUAGUGCAUUGUACAACUUGGCAGCGUUCUUACAUGGUCUGAUUGUGAAAAGCAUUCCUAAAGCGACUAGUAACAUCGAGAACAGUUUUGAAUUGGUUCAAAAAUUACAAAACAUUAAAAUUGAUCAUGGGUUUACGUUGGUGUCGUUGGACAUGGGACGUUAUUUGCAAGAAUUGUAA